AUGGCGAAAUUUUACAAUACAGAAUUUAAAGAAGCACUCAGAGAAAUUGCGCAAAGAGUGGCUCAUUUUAAUUCACCGUACGAUCGCGUUCGAAUAGUUGAGUGGACACGUCGCUUGGCCGGAAUUAGAGACGACACGAUAGACGAGGCGAAAAAUCGAAACGAUUAUAUUCAAUUGCUGAAAAUAAUGACACGAGGCGGUCGUUUGCACGGUGUAUUUUUGAAAUGUCCACCCGAAAGCGACAUCCCUCCUCUGGCAGAGGCAAUGGCCAAUUUUCUCAGCGAUCAAUGUCCCGAUCUGCCACGUGCCGGACCCGUCGAACCGAUCGUCUCGAGACAAACUCCCGACGGUUGCGCCUAUAUCGCCUUCAGGAGGAUACCGGAAAAGGGAGUGUUAUGCUACAUGGCCGUCAGUCCGGAUGGCCUCAAGUUCGAGGAGAGCGAAUCCGAAAACGAAGAACGCGACGAGCUUAACGAGAUGAAGAUGGAUUAGAGGCGGCGAAGACCGUUGUCCGAAGGAUCAUUUAGUCAUUGUGCGAAAAUUAAUUGUCGUUCUGUUGCAAUGUUGGUCCUAUUUUGAUUAAUAUUAUUAUUUGUUAAUUUUAUCGGUUAAUUUUAAGCGACAACUUUUCGAACGUUUCCUGAAAUCUGGGGUGAGAAUUCGAAGGAAAAUUAAAUUAACUUCCCACACGUGUCAGGGUAGAUGAUUUUAUUCGUUGCUAAGAUAAUUUACCGAUUGCGUGUAUGCAUGU
Molecule: messenger RNA, 751 nt
Organism: Neodiprion virginianus
Lineage: Eukaryota; Metazoa; Arthropoda; Insecta; Hymenoptera; Diprionidae
Exons: 2
Coding region: 1-492 (163 amino acids)
Source: RefSeq, a predicted model, not a curated record